AUGUUCACUUCGAUAUUUGCCUACGUCGAACAUCUCUUCACGAAGAUCAAGCCCAAAAAGGUUUUCUUCAUGGCUAUUGAUGGCGUAGCUCCAAGAGCCAAAAUGAAUCAACAGCGUUCCAGGAGGUAUGUGCACAUGCAGAAUUCAGACUUGCCAGGCGAACCGCUCGAUACUAUCACCGAAGCUGACGAGUCUACGACUUUUAACAGAUUUAGGACCGCAAAGGAGGCCAAAGAGUUGGUAGAGAAGGCUCUUAGGAAGGGAGACAAACUACCAGAAGAGAAAGCGUUUGAUAGUAAUUGCAUUACACCCGGCACACCCUUCAUGGCCCGCCUCUCCUUGCAACUCCAAUAUUACAUCAACAAGAAGAUUUCAGAAGAUUCUAAUUGGAGAGGAGUACAGGUUAUCCUCUCUGGACAUGAAGUUCCUGGAGAAGGUGAACAUAAGAUUAUGGAAUACAUUCGCCUGAGUAAAGCUCAGAAAGAGUAUAAUCCGAAUACAAGGCACUGCUUAUAUGGCCUUGACGCGGAUCUCAUUAUGUUGGGGUUAUUGAGUCACGAUCCUCAUUUUUGCUUGUUACGAGAGGAAGUCAAGUUUGGGCCACAAGCUAAGAAGAAGAGUGGAAGGUUGUACCUAAACUUGGAGUUUCAGCCUCUUUGGGAUCCGAAAGCCAUUCAAAUAGACAACGGUGUUGGUUCAAAGGCAACUGCAGAUAUGACACCGAAGGGCCCUCUUCCAUUCGAAUACUCAUUAGAGCAUAUUAUAGAUGAUUUCAUCCUGCUAGCCGCCUUCGUUGGAAAUGACUUCCUUCCUCACUUACCGGACCUGCACAUUCAUGACAAUGCCCUGGAAACACUUUUCGACAAGUAUAGGCAGACGCUACCAAAGGCCGGUGGUUAUCUUAACGAGAGUGGUGUUAUCAACGUGCGGCGAUUACAAAUGGUAUUAGAUGCCCUCGCGGACUUCGAACAGGAAGCAUACGAAAAGGAACAUUCGGACCUUAAUUGGUUUAAGAGCAAGCAACGACCCAAGCAACUGGAUGCUCUACAAGAGAAAGGGAUAAAAGGGGGCACCACCGACCAGGAUGUCGAAGGAGUCAAUCGCCUUUCCUUUGUCAAUUCUUUCCCUGCGAGGGAUCGGGCAUUCUUAACCAGAAUAGCCAGUGAACUUCAUCUUGAGCUCACCUGGGACGAGUAUGAUGAACACGAUCGUAACUUGGCCGUUCUCAGAAUACCGUCAUUCCCCAACGGAGAUGACGAGAGUAGCGACGAGGAAGAAGGACGUAUAGCCAUAGAUCGCAUCUUAGACAAAUACAAAAGGAUGAAAAUUUUAGAGGACGAGGGUACUUCCGAAGAGCGAUACGACGCUGCUCUUAAGGAAAAAAUGGAUCGAUGGAAAAGAGAAUAUUAUCGGGAGAAGCUCGAAAUUAAAUAUGAUGAUAAGGAAGCCGUCGAAAAACUCGCUUAUCGUUACGUUGAAGGGCUUCAAUGGGUUAUGCACUACUACUACAAUGGCGUUGCUUCCUGGGACCUCAAGAACGUGGAUAAGAUGACUUUCAACUUUACCUUGGGUGCUCCUUUCAAGCCCUUCGAACAACUUAUGGGUGUCCUUCCCGAGGCUAGCAAGGCGCUUAUACCAGAAGCUUAUCAAAGCUCAUAUAACGGCCAGGAUUUAAUGUAUGACCCGAGUUCACCCAUUCUGGACUUUUAUCCAACAAAUUUUGGCACAGAUCUCAACGGGAAGAAACAAGAAUGGGAGGCUAUUGUGAAGAUUCCCUUCAUUCAAGAAGAACGCCUUCUUCAGGCCAUGUCAUCUCGAGAACAUCGGCUAACCAAGGAAGAACGUAAACGAAACAGCUUUGGGACGAGCUUAGCUUUCACCUAUUCUGCGACUACUGAAACCGUUUACCCUUCUUCCUUACCUGGAUUCUUCCCCGAUAUUCAUCGCUGCCACUGUAUCACGCAGCCUUUCCACCUUCCCACUCUAGACGGGCUACAUCUUGUUAAAGGAUUAUUGGAUGGAGUAGGCCUCGGCGUUCAUGCAAUGGCCGGGUUUCCUUCUUUGGACACACUCCCUCAUACCGCUCAACUUUUGCACCACUCUGUCAACGUUUUCCAACAAGACAGCAGAAAUCAAUCCGUAGUGUUAUUCAUUAAGAACUUGUGGGAUGGAAGAACAUCAAUUUCUAUCGCCGAGCAACUCAUCGGAAAUAGAAUAUACUAUAACUGGCCAUUUUUGCAAGAAGGAAUGGUUGUUGCUGUUUCUGACUCACACUUCCGUUACGAAUAUCAAGCCUUCGGAAAGACAUUCAAGGUCGCAGGCUCACAACAUAGUCAUGCAGGACUUAGUACCUGGUCACGAAACGCAGAAGGUCAUGAAUCUCGGUAUUCGAAGCGGUUUGGUGUCAUUAUUGGGGAUGUAGACAUAUUGGUGCACAUCCGUCCUCUAAAAGGAUUGAAAAGGCUCGAAAAUGGAGCGUCCGUUAAAGACUGGGAGGAUGUAGACAAAGAAACGGAUAUACCCGUUCAAUUGACAGUCAAGGAGGUCAACUUUGAAGACGAAAGAUUCAAGGAACAGCCUGCACCUCCGCUUACUGAAGAAUAUCCUAUUGGCACCACUGUAUUCUUUCUCGGAGAGCACGCAUACGGUGUCGUCGCUCAGGUUCACGAGAUCGUGGGCGAAACUUUAUCGGUCACAUUAGCGUACUUUCCAGGUGAAAAGGCCGAAAAUGAACAAUUCCGAGAUGUCAUAACUUCAGUACCACCUCUCGACUAUUAUCCAUCCUAUAACGUCGCCAGCAUGCUCCACAUAACAGGUCUGGCUGUAUCAAGGAUUACCUCUAGUUUGAUGGUCAUCCUCAAUGAUGGAACCAAGGUUAAUCUUGGCCUGAGUCUCAAGUUCCAGGGGAAAGGUCUCAAAGUUCUGGGCUAUACAAAAAUGGAAGACCGUGGUUGGGAAUACAGUGCAAAAGCGUUAGAGCUGUUGCGAGAGUACAAAGCGGCAUUCCCCGAACUGUUCAAGAAGCUGGACAACCGUGGGGACGGUGAGAAAUUUUGUAUCGUGACCAGUAGCUGUACUCACGAUACGAAACGACUAGCGAUGAUGAAAGCUGGUGAUCUUUUCCCUGGACCGGACGCAGACCAGAAGGUCAAAGAAAUCAAAACUUGGUUGGCAGAGAAAGGUGUUAAAGAUUUGGAACCCGUUCCCCUAAGCACGGAGACGCUCGAAAAGGAGACGAUCGAGAAAAUUGAAGCUUUGGCGGAUUCGUUAAGCUCAAAGCGUUCCAAAGAUGCAAUCAAGAAAGCAAAAGUACAGGGUAUACCAAGAAAGGUGGUUUUGAAGCCAGCGCAUGUGGCAUCGAAGCUACAAGAUCAAGAAUUCAAGCUCGGCGACCGUGUGAUUAUGGUCCAAGAUUCGGGAGGAGUUCCCCUAUGCUACAAAGGUGUGGUAGUCGGACUCCUUGACAAGAUGAUCGAUGUAGUAUGGGAUCAUGCCUUCAUCGGUGGUACGAAACUUGGCGGAAGGUUCGUCGUCAACACUCUACCCGAAAACGUCACUCACAUGUUUUCUACUACUUCGCAACCUGCGUCCCAGACUGUCCCGGUGCACUUGGUCAACGCUUAUGGCCAUCGCAGUGGUAGCAAUACUCCCCGCGGUGGCCAUGCCAAUGGGAACCGCACACCACCUAUUAAUUAUCCUCAAGCAAGAGGAAGGGGGUCACCUACCCCUCGUAUCAUGACGAAUCCCAAUCGCGGGCGAGGCGGGAUGCCUCCUGCCAAUCACGCAAUUCAAAAUGGUACACCGGCCACUAAUCCCAACCAACCAGCACAAAUUCAAGAUGAUCAGCAUCAACCUCCGGCAGUUAACCUCUUUCACAGGGUGGAUUACAGCAGCCCAUACCAGCCCUACAGCAAGGAAAUCAAGGUACGAACGAUAGGGGACGAAGUAGCCCUCGAGGAAAUGGUCCGUCGGAUGGAGGACGAGGAAGGGGGAGAGGCGGUCGUGGUGGUAAUGGAGGAAAUGCACAUCAACGAGGGCAGAGCUCGAAUACGACAGAGGGCAAUUCAGUUGGCAUUACAUCCGUUAAGAAUGACUCUUAAUAGCGAUUCAGUACAAAUCAA
Acaulospora colombiana is the source of this 4121-nucleotide messenger RNA. The record is from the annotation of a GenBank genome assembly. NCBI's taxonomy places the organism in Eukaryota, Fungi, Glomeromycota, Glomeromycetes, Diversisporales, Acaulosporaceae.